AUGGCUAGAAUAUCGUUCACUGUGAAUGGGGAUCGUUACACACUAAGCGAGUUUGAAGUAAGUCCCAACACAAGCUUGAACGAAUAUCUGCGCAACCAUUUGCAACUCUAUGGCACUAAGGCUAUGUGCAAUGAAGGCGGAUGUGGGGCUUGUAUUGUGUCCGCCUCUAAGAUUCAUCCUGUGACUAAGGAAAAACACGUAUUUGCUGUUAAUUCUUGCCUUGUAUAUAUCCUAUCGUGCCAUGAAUGGGACAUACUAACGGUGGAAGGCAUCGGAAACCGCAAGGAUUGUUAUGACCGGAUCCAGCGUGUUCUUGCAGAAUUUAAUGGCAGCCAGUGUGGAUAUUGUUCACCUGGAUGGGUCAUGAACAUGUACAGCCUCAGAGAAUCAAACGACAAAUUGACGACGUAUCAAGUGGAAAAUUCAUUUGGCAGUAACAUGUGUCGAUGUACUGGAUACCGGCCUAUACUCGACAGCUUUAAAAUAUUUGCCACAGAGCUUGAACCUAAACUGCAGAAUAAACUUCAAGAUCUUGAAGAUCUGCAUUUAUCGAAAUGUGUGAAAAAAUGCGAGCGCAAAUGCAGUAUUAUCGAAGAUGGAUGGUGCUUUAUAGAGGAGAAGCCAGGCUCUUCUAUUAAAGUCAGUACUACCGGAGGUCGGUGGUAUAGGCCUAACACAGUACAAGAAAUAUUCACGGUAUUGUCAAAUGAACGUACUGGAAACUACAAGCUAAUAUCAGGAAAUACGGGUAAAGGAGUAUACCCAGAAUCUACCGAACCACAAAUUUACAUUGACAUUUCCUCAGUAGAGUCACUCAAAACAGCGUGCAUGGACCAGAAUUUGGUGUUGGGUGCUGGCAUGACGCUCACUGACGUAGCAGAAACAUUCAAGGCCAGAAGUACAACUGAAGGAGAUUUUAGUUAUUUAAAUGAACUCUUUAAACAUUUGGACUUAGUAGCACAUAUACCUGUAAAAAAUAUUGCCACAAUAGGAGGUAAUUUAGCUUUAAAGAAUCAACAUCACGAAUUUCCUUCGGAUAUCUUUGUAAUACUGGAGACCGUUGGUGCCACAGUAACAUUGGUAAACAAGGACCUACGGAAGACAGAAAAGGGAAUGAAAGAUUUUCUGACCACUAACAUCAAAGACAGCAUCAUAAGUGAAAUAAAACUGCCGCCACUAGGCAGGAACUGUCUACUACGUACGUACAAGGUAAUGCCUCGCGCCCAAAACGUACAUGCCUUAGUAAACGCUGGUUUUCUCUUUAAACUGGACUCUACAGAGACGAUAACAUCCGCAAAAAUAGUUUUUGGAAACAUCAGUCGAUCAUUUGUAAGGGCUUCGAUAACUGAAUCGGCGCUUGUAGGGAUGACCUUCAAUAAUUCUGGACUCCAGACUGGUCUCAGAAAACUGGUUGAAGAAUUAGUAGCUGAAGACAACCCGCCUGAACCUUCACCAGAAUGCAGGAAGAUGAUUGCUUUGGGACUGUUUUAUAAAGCGAUGCUGUCUCUGGCUAAGAAUGUAAGCCCGCGUUUCAACUCUGGAGGUGCGUUACUAUCAAGAGGUAUAUCCCACGGCACGCAGAUUUAUGAAACUGACAAGACAUUAUGGCCGCUAAACAAACCGGUUUCAAAACUGGAAGGACUUAUUCAAUGCUCAGGUGAGGCUAGAUAUGUGUGCGACAUAAAUUCUGGACCACGGGAGGUGCACAUCGCUCUUGUUCUAUCUAAAGUGUGUCGAGCUGAACUCUUGGGCUUCGAGGAGAAAGAAGCAUUGAAAAUUCCGGGCGUCGUCGGCUUUCUUUCAGCUAAAGACAUUCCUGGUCAAAACUCCUUUACUCCAACCACUAUUCCCUCAGUAACUCACAAUGAAGAACUAUUUGCAUCUUCUUCUAUCUCUUACUAUGGCCAGCCAGUAGGCAUGGUUGUUGCUACUACCAAAAACUUGGCAUUAACUGCAGCAGAAUUGAUUAAAGUCAACUAUAAGAAGAUGGAUGUAACGCCAGUUCUCACUGCCCGGGAUGCAUUGGUAGCUCCAGAUAAGGAUAGACGUGUACGUCAAGAAGUCCAAAUUAACCCCCUUAGAAGAGGUACGGAUAUAAAGCACACAUUCUCUGGGAGCUUCAGCGUACCUUCACAAUACCACUAUUCUAUGGAGACCCAGAGCUGUCACGUUCACGUCGAUGGCUCAACCAUAGUUGUGAGAUCUGCUACACAGUGGAUGGACCUGAUCCAAAUUGCUGUGUCUAAAGCUCUUGGUGUUGACGAAAAUAGAAUUCUGGUUGAAGUGCCCCGUGUAGGUGGCAGUUACGGCGGUAAAGCUUCGCGUUCAGCGCUAGUAGCGUGCGCCUGCGCAGUUGCCGCCCACAAACUUAAUAGACCAGCCUCUCUUGUGCUACCGAUCACAGAUAACAUGAAUGCUCUAGGCAAAAGACAUCAUUGUGACUUUGAUUAUGAGUGCGCCGUAAACGACGAUGGUGUAAUUCAAUAUCUCAAUGUGACUUACUAUUGUGAUAGUGGCUACACCGUGCUCACUGAUAAACCUAGUGAAACUUGGUGUAGAGCGCCUGGUACUACAGAAGCCAUAGCGUUCACAGAACAUAUCAUGGAACGAAUUUCACACAUCACUAGCAAAGAUCAUAUUGACGUUCGAAUAGCCAACCUUCAUUCAGAUCAUGACGCCUUCAAAGACUUAAUAACAACUUUCAAAACAGAAAACGAAUUCGAAGACCGAAGAAGUGCUAUAACAAAAUUCAACAGAGAAAAUGCAUGGAAGAAAAAAAGUCUAAAACUGUCGUUAAUGUCUUUUCCUAUAAUAUAUGCAUUUAACUUUCCUGUAACCAUAUCAGUUUACCAUGGUGAUGGUACAAUAGCUAUUUCCCAUGGAGGAAUAGAAAUGGGACAAGGAAUUCAUACAAAAAUUGCACAAGUCUGCGCCUACUCAUUGAAAGUUCCUUUAGAAAAGGUGAUAGUUAGAGGUAGUGAUAGCUUUGUAUCACCAAACGCCAUGGCAUCAAAUGGAACUAUAACUAGUGAUUCUGUGGCUUAUGCUACGGUGAAGGCGUGUGAAAACUUAUUAAAAGCAUUAGAACCUACAAGGAAAGAGUUGAGUGAACCUACUUGGGAGGAACUGAUUAAGAAGGCACAUGAAAAUGGUAUAAAUCUUCAAACGACAUAUAUGAUGUCACCUAAUGAUGCACUACAAGGGUACAAUAUAUACGGCAUAUGUGCGGCCGAAGUGGAACUAGACGUAUUGACUGGUAACCAUAUCAUUAGAAGACUGGACAUACUGGAAGAUACUGGAGUCAGUAUGAGUCCAGAAAUUGACGUAGGACAGAUUGAAGGUGCUUUCGUCAUGGGCUUAGGUCUCUGGACAUCAGAACAGAUAAUUUACGACAAAGUGACUGGUAAACUGUUGACUGAUAGAACAUGGACAUAUAAACCACCUGGUGCCAAAGAUAUUCCUGAAGACUUUAGAGUCAAAUUUAGACCAAACGCUAGUAAUCCUGCAGGAGUCUUGAGAUCUAAAGGAACCGGUGAGCCAGCGCUAACAUUAGCAGUAGUCGUGACACAUGCAUUGCACGACACCAUAUUAGAAGCUCGGAAGGAGUUUGGAUACGUUGAUAAAGAUUGGGUUUUUGUAGGAUCACCAUACACAGUAGAAAAUAUUGUGACAGCCAUAUCACCUAAAAUAGAAAGCUACCUAUUGACAGCAUAA
This is a messenger RNA of Arctia plantaginis, 3714 nucleotides long. The record is from the annotation of a GenBank genome assembly. NCBI's taxonomy places the organism in Eukaryota, Metazoa, Arthropoda, Insecta, Lepidoptera, Erebidae.